CUUUUAUAUGGAAGCAUAAGAACGGCAUUUGAGGAUUGGAAAUAUGAAAAGGCUGUUCGGCCUUUAGCUUUGUUAUUCUUAGCUCCGAUUUUGGUGAGAUCUUUGAAUCCUUCUUUGAAUGAUGAUUUUCUGGGGUUGAUUGUGUUCAAAGCUGACAUUCAAGAUCCAGAAGGAAGAUUGGUGUCUUGGAAUGAAGAUGAUGAUAGUCCUUGUAAUUGGAAUGGAGUCUUCGAUGUUGUCCCCGAUGGGUUCUCACUAUCGGGAAAAAUAGGCCAAGGUCUCCUCCAACUGCACUUUCUCCGAAAGCUUUCCCUUGCUAAGAACAAUCUUACAGGAAGCAUAAGCCUCUGUCUUGCACAACUCACAAACCUAAGGGUCAUAGACUUGAGUGAGAACAGUCUAUCUGGAACUGUCCCGGAUGACUUUUUCACACAAUGUGGGUCAUUAAGGUCUAUAUCUUUGGCCAAUAACAAAUUUUCCGGCCAAAUUUCAGAGAAUUUGAGCUCAUGUCCAACCCUUGCUUCAGUUAACUUUUCCUCCAAUCAGUUUCCGGGUUUGUUGCCUUCUGGGAUCUGGUCUUCACAUGGUCUUAGAUCGCUUGAUUUGUUUGAUAAUUUGCUAGAGGGUGAGAUGUCCAAGGGCCUUGAAGGUUCAAACAACUUGAGAACAAUAAGUUUGAGGAAAAACCAGUUUACGGGUCAGAUUUUGGUUGGGAUUGGAGGGUGUUUGCUGUUGAGAUCAGUUGAUUUGAGUGAGAAUUUACUUUCUGGGAGCCUUCCCAAUACCAUGCAGAAGCUUACAUUGUGUAAUGAUCUAAAUUUGCAAAAAAAUUUGUUUAUGAGUGAAGUUCCUCAAUGGAUUGGAGAAAUGAGAAGCCUAGAGACUCUGGAUUUUGUUUUGAAAUAG
Molecule: messenger RNA, 906 nt
Organism: Ilex paraguariensis (yerba mate)
Lineage: Eukaryota; Viridiplantae; Streptophyta; Magnoliopsida; Aquifoliales; Aquifoliaceae
Source: the annotation of a GenBank genome assembly